Vitis vinifera (wine grape) is the source of this 1507-nucleotide messenger RNA. Its product is annotated as F-box protein PP2-A12. The record is from RefSeq and is a predicted model, not a curated record. Lineage: Eukaryota; Viridiplantae; Streptophyta; Magnoliopsida; Vitales; Vitaceae. The transcript is spliced from 3 exons. The coding region runs from base 384 to 1235 and encodes 283 amino acids. Gene Ontology annotation, molecular function: protein binding.
AAAUUUCUAAAAUUUAGGUUGAGGUAUGAAGAAUGAAGAGGGGCAAGCUUUAUAUAAAGAAAUAAACCUCCAAAUCCAAGCCAAACCCACAGGUUUGUAUUGAUGAGACUAUUCCGCACUCCCAAAUUCCAAAACAAGGAACACAUUGCACAGUGUCGACCACAAUUAUUUUAAUGUACUCCACCUUCGUAGCCCAUCAAAAUCAAUACCUCCCCCACUUUCUCUCUCAUAUUUUCCCAGGAAACAAACAAACUUUGCACCCUUUUCCCACAUAAAUCAAAUGCAACCCACCUUCCCCCUCUCCCUUCCUCUUCAUCUUCGUCUUCCAAUUGCUCAAAAGCUUGAUUCUAGGCUCUAGAGAUUUUUGGGUUUUCGACAUCUUCAUGGGUACUGGUGUCUCCCUUCUUGCUUGUGAAAAUGAAGGGUGUCCUUCUCGACCCAGGCUUGGAGAUUUGCCUGAGGACUGUGUGGCUUUGGUACUGUCGUACUUGGAUCCACCAGAAAUUUGCAAAUUGGCCAAGCUGAAUCGGGCGUUUCGCGGGGCUUCUCGGGCUGAUCUCGUUUGGGAGCCCAAGUUGCCCUCCAAUUAUUGUUUGGUUAUCGAGAAAGUGUUUAAGGAUUUUCCCGAAAAUUUGUGUAAGAAAGAGAUUUAUGCCAGAUUGUGUCAGCCUAACCCCUUUGAUGGAGGCACAAAGAAGGCUUGGCUGGAUAAGAGAACAGGCGGUGUCUGUUUGUCAAUCUCUUCAAAGGGAUUAGCAAUCACCGGAAUCGAUGAUCGGAGAUACUGGACCUACAUUCCAACUGAAGAAUCCAGGUUCAACACUGUUGCAUAUGUUCAGCAAAUCUGGUGGCUUGAGGUUGAUGGGGAGGUCGAUUUCCCAUUUCCAGCAGGAACUUAUAGCAUAUUCUUCAGGCUGCAGUUGGGGCGGGCUUCCAAGAGGCUUGGCCGUAGGAUCUGUAACCCCGAGCACGUACAUGGUUGGGACAUAAAGCCAGUGCGUUUCCAGCUAUGGACUUCAGAUGGUCAACAUGCCACAUCUCAGUGUUUCUUGGAUGAACCUGGAAGGUGGAUUCAGUACCAUGCAGCAGACUUUGUUGUUGAUAACUCUAAUGCACCAACAAAGAUUAAAUUCUCAAUGACCCAGAUCGAUUGCACACACACCAAAGGUGGUCUUUGUGUAGACUCUGUUCUGAUAUACCCAAGAGAAUUUAGGGAAAGGUUAAAGCAUUUUUGAAUCACACUUAACCUCUGUAGGUAGGAAGUUUUAUGUUAUAGAGGUAGGGCAUUUCUAAAAGAAAACAGAAUCAAAUACUAGUUGGUUCUUUCUGGCCUUGAAAUCAUUUGUAUGCACCAAAGGCUAUUUGUAAAUCUAUAUUUCUCUUAAGUAGCACCAUCCUAGUUGUGUGUAUUCCUUUUUCUCUCCAUUGUCAAUAGUUUCUUGUGAGGGACUUUGGGGAAGGGAGGCCAGUUGAUAUAAAUAGAAGGAAUCUGAUUCUUUUCUUUUUA